UGUCGCUCUGCAGAUUCCCCAUCUUUCUCGAUUUCGUCGGAUUAUCUUUCGAGCUCCGCUUGUUCUGUCCGCAGAAACUCCAGCUCUUCCGAGAGCUCGCGUCGACACUGAGCGUUCCGCGUCCUCUUGUCUCUUCCUUCUCUCUGUGUCCCUAGCUCUUCGCGUCUCCCCACGACGUCGCUCUUUCCUCGCCAAUUCUCGACCUGAAGAAAACAGAUGGUUUGCUUGGCCUGCGCCUCUCCCUAGAAACGGCCGCCUCCCUUCUCUGUCUGCGUUUUGCCGCGUUCUCGACCCUUUUUAUCCUCCUUCUUCACCGCCGGACCCCCCCUCCUCGCCUAUCCCUGCUUCUCGCUCUUGUUCUCGCUCUUGUUUCUGUGUGGUUCUCGUCGCUGCUGUUUCUUUUCCAGCGACUCGCGGUUCGUGCGCUGCAUGCGGCCUGGCGUCUUCUCGCGGGGCUUCUGUCGCCCCGGGACUCUUUUCUCUCCCUUUUCGUUGCUUUUCAGCUCGCUUUGGUGGACUUUGUGGACCAGGCCUUCGACGACUCUCGCCUUCCGAGCGUCCGUCCCCCGCUUCUCUCGCGGCACAGCAUGCAGAGCAACUGACGCCUUCCUCGUCCCUGAGCUCCGCGUUGAGUCCUCGCUCUUGCGCGGCUGUGCAUCUUUUCGACCUUUCGCCUCCACGUCUCUCGGCCGACAAGGCCUCGGAAACUUUCCAGGAAUUCAAAGCCAAGCAUCAAAGACUCUGCGCUUCCCGGGGAGCUCUUUCUGCCAAGUGAGCGCAUGCAAGAUGGCGACUAACAGCGACGUCUCGGUCCUGAGCGCCGAAGAGCAACGGCGCGAGGCCAAGGCCCUACAAAAACUCGAGGAACUCGGAAUCGGCUACCAGCUCCACCGUCAUGCGCCGGUCGCGACGGUCGAUGCCAUGGUGAAGGCCUCGUUUCGCGACAAGGGCGUCAUCGCUGCGAAUCUGUUCCUGAAGGAGAAACAAAGAUUCUUCCUCCUCACAGUGACUCACGAUUUGCCUAUUCCUCUCAAAGGGAUCGCGAAAUUGCUGAGCGCACCGCGCAUGCGCUUGGCGGACGAGGAGCUUCUCGGCCCGAUGCUCGAUGUCUCCAAAGGCUCCGUCACGCCUCUCGCGGCGAUGUGCGACGAAAAGAAGGAAGUGACUCUCGUCUUCGACAGUGCCAUGAAAAAGAAUCCCGACCUCGUCGUCCUUGUCCAUCCUCUCCACAACAAGGCAACCGUUGCUCUCAAAGCGUCGGACCUCGUCAAGUUCGUUGAAGCUUGCGGGCACUCUGUCAUGUGGCUUGACGUAGAUGAGGCAGUGAAACUCGCUGCAGCUCCAGCUGGAGGCGCAAACAAGCCAAACGCGCCUGCAGGCAAGGCCCCGGGGGCGAAGGAGGCCGUGACCGAUUCGAGCAUGUUGGGAGUGACAGCGAAGAAAGACGAAAAUUUCUCGGAGUGGUACACGCAGGCGAUUGUAAGAAGCGAAAUGAUCGAGUACUACGAUAUCAGCGGCUGCUACAUCAUGCGACCCUGGGCGUUCCACAUUUGGGAGAAGGUUCAGCGUUUCUUCGACGACGAAAUCAAGAAAAUGGGAGUUGAAAACUCGUACUUCCCGAUGUUUGUCUCUCGGCACAAGCUGGAGAAGGAGAAGGACCAUGUCGAAGGUUUUUCACCAGAGGUAGCGUGGGUGACGCACUACGGCGACAGUCCUCUUCCUGAGAAGAUUGCGAUUCGUCCGACCUCAGAAACCAUCAUGUACCCUGCGUAUGCGAAGUGGAUUCGCAGCCACAGAGACCUUCCCCUCAAACUCAACCAGUGGUGCUCCGUCGUGAGGUGGGAAUUCAAGCAGCCGACGCCGUUUCUGCGGACGCGCGAGUUCCUCUGGCAGGAAGGCCACACGGCGCAUGCAACGGAGGAAGAAGCCUGGGAACUUGUGCUUGAUAUUCUGGAACUCUAUCGACGGUGGUACGAGGAAUGCUUGGCUGUGCCCGUGAUCAAGGGUGAGAAGUCCGAGGGUGAAAAGUUCGCUGGAGGCAAGAAGACGACCACAGUCGAGGCAUUCAUCCCUGAAAAUGGCAGAGGCAUCCAGGCUGCCACCUCGCAUCUGCUCGGCACGAACUUUGCCAAGAUGUUUGAGAUCGAGUUCGAAGACGAAGAGGGUCACAAGCGCUUGGUGCACCAGACCAGCUGGGGCUGCACCACUCGAUCUCUCGGUGUGAUGAUCAUGACGCAUGGCGACGACAAAGGUCUCGUCAUCCCUCCUCGGGUGGCUUCUGUGCAAGUCGUUAUCAUUCCGAUUCUCUUCAAGGAUGAAAACACCGGAGAAAUUUUAGGCAAGUGCAGAGAGCUGAAGACUAUGUUGGAGAAGGCGGACAUCCGAGUGCGCAUCGACGACAGAUCGAACUACACGCCAGGGUGGAAGUACAACCACUGGGAGGUCAAAGGAGUGCCUCUGCGUCUCGAGCUUGGCCCGAAGGACCUCGCGAAGGGCACUGCGCGGGUGGUGCGGCGAGACACCGGCGAGGCGUACCAGAUCAGCUGGGCCGACUUGGCGCCGAAGCUUCUGGAGCUGAUGGAAGGCAUUCAGCGCAGUCUCUUCGAGAAGGCCAAGGCGAGACUCCACGAAGGCAUCGAGAAGAUCUCGACCUUCGACGAAGUGAUGCCUGCGCUGAACAGAAAGCAUUUGGUGCUCGCACCUUGGUGCGAAGACCCCGAGUCUGAGGAGCAGAUCAAGAAGGAGACGCAGAAGCUCUCUGAAAUCCAGGCCAUUGAGGCGGGUGACUCGGAGCAGGUGAUGACAGGCGCGAUGAAGACGCUGUGCAUUCCUUUCGACCAGCCUCCGAUGCCAGAGGGAACGAAAUGUUUCUACACCGGGAAGCCGGCGAAGCGCUGGACUCUCUGGGGUCGCAGCUACUAGGCGCAUGCUGCUCGGUGCGCGUGCGGUGCUCCUUUCCCGGGAGAUGCUUCGAGACGUUUGAGGAAAAGAAUGCUCUGUCGGCUUGAAAAAUCGCUUGAGGACUCGACAAACACGACAGCCUUUCUCGAGUGAGAAACCUAUGCGAGAUAGGUUUUCGGUGGGCAUCGAUCUCAACAUGUCUGUUGUGGUGGUGGUGGAAGCGUAUCUAUCGAUUUAUGUGUGUGUAUGUAUCCAUGUGUGUGUGUAACUGUAUGCUUAAUGUAGAUGCAGUGUUGAGGUAAAGGUGCAUGCGUCUUGGAUUUUGACGAGGAGACGGCGAGACUGGAGAGAGAGGAUGUGGUGGGGGGGAGGGGGUUUUGCGGUUGAGGCACCGCAGGGGCGCGGGGAGAAGCGGCUUUUGUGAAAGAGUACAGUGACAUGCAAGAAGCUUGCGGGCGCAGGCUUCGAGACACACCCACACAAAAGAAGUCUUCGUAGUCUGCGUUUUCCGAACGCUUGUGCGUCUGCGCGCUCAAUAGCCGAGCUCUGAGAGAGUUCGAACUGCUUUGUCUCUGAUACAUUGUUGAGCCAAGACAUUUUGCUUGUUUUUCUUGUGGGGGGCCUCGUGGAAGUAUGCUGGUCUCGGUCAUGGACACAGAUAGGUCUUUUCGAACGUCACCAGCAGAAACUGGCUCUUG
Messenger RNA from Toxoplasma gondii ME49, 3599 nucleotides. Its product is annotated as prolyl-tRNA synthetase (ProRS). The transcript has 15 exons. The record is from RefSeq and is a predicted model, not a curated record. Gene Ontology annotation, molecular function: aminoacyl-tRNA deacylase activity; ATP binding; proline-tRNA ligase activity. Gene Ontology annotation, biological process: prolyl-tRNA aminoacylation. Bases 430 to 2922 code for a protein of 830 amino acids. NCBI's taxonomy places the organism in Eukaryota, Apicomplexa, Conoidasida, Eucoccidiorida, Sarcocystidae. Gene Ontology annotation, cellular component: cytoplasm; aminoacyl-tRNA synthetase multienzyme complex.